Alternaria rosae is the source of this 752-nucleotide messenger RNA. RefSeq lists its product as uncharacterized. Bases 192 to 671 code for a protein of 159 amino acids. The transcript has a single exon. Lineage: Eukaryota; Fungi; Ascomycota; Dothideomycetes; Pleosporales; Pleosporaceae. The record is from RefSeq and is a predicted model, not a curated record.
CCAGGAGUCAGGAGUCUGGGAAAGCGGAAAGACAGUCUGGUUACCCGCCAGUUACCGAGGAGCCAAGUGGUUUCCGCGGUCCUCCGGCACGCUGCUAUCCAUACAACGGCCGGGAGUCGCUGGUGUCUUUUCGCCGAUAAGUGACGAGUCUCAGUAUCGAUUCCCAGUAGCCAUCAGAUGACUUGUCAUGAAUGUGUGUGUGUGGAGAGGUAAUGAGUCCCAUGCUAUUUGUCGUUGUCUCAACCUGUUGUUCAGAUUUGGCUAAAGCAGCAGCGAGCCUCGGAGGCCCCAAGGCUGACCAUGGUCAUACACUUCAGCUGUCUGGCCGAUGCCAACUCACCUAUAACGUCUUUGUGGUUGCGAGACAAAUAUUGCGCCUCGAAGCAUGGCUUCUGAGGUCGAGAAGACGAGCGGACGUUGCAACAAAGAGGACAUGGGCAGAGAGGUGGCGUUUCUUGUCCCUCUCUGCCGGCUUGUCACCUGCUUGGCGCAUCUCGCUACCAACACAGACACCGGCAGGCAAAGGAGGGCCGAAUACGGUGUCAAAGUCACCGAGCGCGUUAUCGGGAACAUCAAGUCGCGCCUUGAAGCUGGUGCGCGAUGUUUGGUUUGGUGUUGAGGCGUCUCGGGCGGACAGCUGGCUACGUAAUGGGCUGGCGAUCGAGAGGUAGCGCGGGGAAGCUUGGAGCUUGGAGCUUGGAGUGUGGAGCUUGCCUGUACUCGGGGUUUAGGCAGACACGCUCGACGCGUGA